ACCAACACAAAGUACUCUUGUAGUUGACUUCAAUUUUUCCAAGUCUUCCAUUUACCACAAAUAACUCCAUUCCCCGCCAUUACCAUACACUUUCCAUACAUACCCACACGCUCUUCAUCGCUAUACUCACCCAUAACCAUGGGGAUCACAGACUUUUUUUCCGGAGAAAUCGCUACUGAACUCCUUAAACAACUCAUCGCAAUCGCUCGUAAAUCAACUCUUUGUAAAUCAAGUGCUGAAGAACUCAUUCAUCACAUCAAUGAAGUCCUCCCUAUCAUCCAAGAAAUCAAGUAUUCCGGCGUUGAAUUACCUCAAUUUCGUCAAAAUCAGCUCGAUCAAUUUUCUGAAAUUCUUCGGUCUGGGAUCCAGCUAUCCAACAAGGUUAUCGCAUCCAAUCGAUGGAAUGUUUACAAGAAUCUGCAGUUAGCGAGGAAGAUGGAGAAGCUUGAGAAGAGAGUUGCUAGGUUUGUUCAAGGUCCUAUGCAAGCUCAUGUUUUAGCCGAUGUUCAUCAUCUUAGGUUUGAUACUGUGGAAAGGUUUGAUCGGCUUGAUGGAUCGACUCAUCGGAUUGAAAAGCAACUCGAGUCGAUGAAGAUUGAUGGUGGGUGGGUUAUGGAGGAGAUGAAGAGAGUGGAGGAAUUAGAGGGGAUGAUGGUUGAUGAUGGGAUUGGGGAUUUUGGGGUGUGUUUGGAAGUGGGUGUUAGGAAAGUUAAAGAAAUGGUGAUGGAAAAAGGUGAUGGUGUUUUUGGAAUUUGUGGGAUUGGUGGGAGUGGUAAAACUACUCUUGUUAAACAACUUUGUAAGGAUGAUCAACUCCAAUUGUACUUUAGCGACCGGAUUUUGUUCCUGACUGUAUCUCAGUCCCCUAAUGUAGAGGAAUUGAGAUCAAGGAUAUGGAGGUUUUUGUCGGAAACAGAGUAUAUAGAUACUAAUGCUGUGGUUCCACAAUGGAACCUUCAAUCGGGAUGGGCAUUUGAGACUCGCGCCCUUGUGGUUUUGGAUGACGUUUGGUCAUUAUCGGUGUUGGAGCAGCUUGUUGUCCGAGUGCCAGGAUGUAAAACCCUUGUAGUUUCAAGAUCAAAGUUUCCUAUUGUUGCUAAGCAAACUUAUGAGGUAGAAUUAUUGAACAAUAAUGAAGCUAUGGCUCUAUUUUGUCAUUCUGCUUUUGGGCAAAAAUCUGCCCCCAUUUGUGCUGACGAAAAGUUACUUGCUCAGAUUGUCAGUGAAUGCAAAGGGCUCCCUUUGGCCCUUAAAGUCAUUGGAGCAUCAUUACGAGGCCAACCCCAAAUGUUCUGGAUCAGUGCGAGGAACAGGCUUUCACGAGGUGAGCCUAUUGGUGAAUCUCACGAGCUUCAUUUGCUAAAGCGAAUGGAAACAAGUAUCUCUUACUUGCCGCAAAAGGUUAGGGAGUGUUUCCUGGAUUUGGCUUGCUUCCCCGAGGACAAGAAAAUCCCAUUAGAUGUUUUGGUAAAUAUUUGGGUUGAGAUCCAUGACAUUGACGAAGAAGAAGCUUUUGCUAUUCUUAUUGAGUUGUCGGAGAAGAAUCUUCUUACUAUGGUGAAAGAUGCAAGGGCCGGAGAUUUGUACAGUAGUUACUAUACCAUCUUUGUGAUGCAACACGAUGUACUGAGAGAUCUGGCUUUGCAUUUGAGCAAUUCGGGGAACAUAAAUCUUCGAAAACGAUUGCUAAUGUCACGAAGAGAAUCAAGCCUUCCGAAAGACUGGGAGAGGAACUCAGAUCAGCAAUUCAAUGCCCAAAUUGUCUCACUUCAUACAGGUGAAAUGAAGGAAAGAGAUUGGUUUGAUAUGGAUUUCCCAAAAGCUGAAGUACUUAUACUAAACUUCACCUCGAGCGAAUACUUUCUACCGCCUUUCAUAGCCAAGAUGUCAAGGCUUCGGGCAUUAAUCUUAAUCAACAAUAGCCCUUCACAUGCAAACCUUCUGAACCCAUCUGUAUUUGCUAAUAUGCCUAACCUAAGGAGUCUUUGGUUUGAAAAGAUUUCAUUUCCUGAGUUUUCAAAGAAUAGCUUACCAUUCGAGAAAUUGCACAAAAUGUCUCUCGUCUUGUGCAAAAUCGACAAUAGCGUUGAUCAGUCUGUCAUGAAAUUUUCAUCCAUUUUCCCAAAUCUUUCUGAACUCACACUAGAUCAUUGUAUAGACAUGGUGAAGCUGCCUAUGAGCGUAUCUGGACUUCGCAGACUAAUAAGUUUGAGCAUCACCAACUGCCAUAGCCUAAAAGAGCUACCUUACGAGCUGGGUACGCUUGAUUCGUUGAAAAUCCUGAGAUUAUAUGCAUGCCCGAACUUAAAAACUCUUCCCUCGGGGAUAUGCCAGCUUGUUUGUUUGAGGUAUCUCGAUAUAUCUCAAUGUGUCAAUUUGGCAUCUCUUCCGGAAAAUUUUGGUAGACUAACAAGAUUGGAAAAGGUCGACAUGCGAGAGUGUUCUUGCUUAACAACGUUGCCAGAAUCUGCAGCGUAUUUGCAAUCGUUACGACACGUUAUAUGUGACGAAGAGAUUUCAUGGAGUUGGAAGGAAAUGGAAAUGAAUAUUCCUGGACUCCGGGUUCAGGUUGCUGAGCAAUGUUUUGAUCUAGAUUGGUUGAUAGAUUAAAUCGUAUUCAUUAUGUUUUACGUCAUUUUGAUUUCAAUGUCAAUAGUCAAAAUCUAGCUGGCUUCCCUUAGGUUAAUUUUUCCUCAUUGAGAUUCAAUAAUUUAGUAGAUCCUUUAAUUUUCCUAGAUUUAAAUAUUUCAACACCAUUAAAUAAUUUAUUAUGCUUUAGUAAAA
Amaranthus tricolor (Joseph's coat) is the source of this 2784-nucleotide messenger RNA. Its product is annotated as probable disease resistance protein At4g33300. NCBI's taxonomy places the organism in Eukaryota, Viridiplantae, Streptophyta, Magnoliopsida, Caryophyllales, Amaranthaceae. The transcript has 5 exons. Gene Ontology annotation, molecular function: ADP binding. Gene Ontology annotation, biological process: defense response to fungus. The record is from RefSeq and is a predicted model, not a curated record. Bases 139 to 2610 code for a protein of 823 amino acids.